This is a messenger RNA of Monosiga brevicollis MX1, 777 nucleotides long. RefSeq lists its product as uncharacterized. The transcript has a single exon. Gene Ontology annotation, cellular component: catalytic step 2 spliceosome. Gene Ontology annotation, molecular function: RNA binding; zinc ion binding. NCBI's taxonomy places the organism in Eukaryota, Choanoflagellata, Craspedida, Salpingoecidae. The coding region runs from base 1 to 777 and encodes 258 amino acids. The record is from RefSeq and is a predicted model, not a curated record.
AUGGCGACCCGGGCAGGAGGAUCGCCGGCGGCGGAGAGUGUCACCCACGCUGACGAUGGUGAGCCCGAGUUUGGUGAGGCCAGCUUUUGCUUGGACACUGCGGGGAUGACAGCUACGCCUGGGCCCGCGUCACUGGAGGUACCGCUCUAUCGUGAAGAUUACGAUGACCCCCUCAGCAAUCUGGGUCCAGAGACCGAGGGCGAGGGCGAGUCGGUCCUCAUGGAGAGCCUGUGUUUCAACUGCGAGCAGCCGGGCCACAGCGCACGGGAAUGUCCAGAGCCCUUUAAUCGUGCCGCCUUUCAUGCCAACUUGGCUGAAUUCCGCCGGCAGCAAGACGAGCGUGCCGAUGCUGCCGGUCUGACUGGAGGCCGCUUCUACCGGUCCGACACUGCUGGCCAGGAUCCCCAAGCUGUGUCCUGGCGUCAAGCCAUGCGACCUGGCCAGAUCUCCGAAGGCCUAAGCCGAGCCCUGGGUCCCGUCGAAGGAGGCAUGCCCGUGGAUCUCCUCCGCCGUCUGCUGUUGGUUGGAUACCCACCCGAUUGGACACCGCGCGAGUAUCAUCAUUGGUGCCACCCAGAGCUCGAGGCCCAAGCAGCCGUGGAUGCGGAGAAGGACCUCAUCAUCCACGACGAGGACAUGGAACUCGAGACCCCACCCCAAAGCGGCGACGAGGACGAAGGCCCGCCCACGAACAUGACCCAACCCGUCAAAUUCCCAGGCUUCAAUGCGCCCUGGAACUGCCAUCUGUCGAAUACCACCCCCUCACCUCAGGUCUAA